AGUUUCCGCCAUUCGGCCAUCUAAAAUAAACUUCAACUAUGGCCACCCAGCCGAGUGAUAACACCGAGUUUCCGCCCGAAAUAAUUCUGAAACCCCUGGCCCUAAUCGGACUUUCGGGUUUGGACACGGUAAACAAUGCAAUACACAAGACGAUUUGGGACGCCUUUUCAAACAACAGACGGCCGGAUCGCGCUGCAGUUAAGUUCAAAAUAUUGAAUAACACCUUUGAAUUCCCUGUCGUUAAACCGAAAAGAAACUCCUAUGAGUGGUACAUGCCGAAGGGAAUUUUGAAGAAGAACUGGAUACCUAAACGUGUGUCCUUGAUUCCUGCUCUAGUUGUAAUAUUUUACGAUAUGGAAUGGAAUGAUCCUCAAUGGAAUGAAAAGAUAAUCGAAUGUGCGUCCAGGGUUCAGUCAAUUCGUGCCGCAGUGGAGGGACACGCGACUCGUGUCGCUGUGGUGGUCGUCCAGAGCGGGCUUUCCCCCCCACCUUCAGAAUAUAUGUUAGGAGCGGAAAGAGCUCAGGCAUUGUGCUCUGCGUGUGAAAUACAAUCAAAAUCACUGUUUGUUCUUCCUCAUAGUGAUCAUUUAAUGGGGUAUAUAAUUAGACUAGAAAAUGCUUUCUAUGAUAUAGCGCAGAACUACUACCACCACGAAACUAAAAAUAUUAAGCAACAUCGGGAUCAUUUAAAUAAAACUACUCAUCAUUAUUUAUUUGUGCGGCAUCAGUUUAAGUUGGGUUUCUUGAAUGAACUAAAGCAGGACUUCAGUACGGCACAUAAACACUACAUGCACGCCUACAACAACUUACUGGAAACCAGACAAGUUGAUACGAACAUCCACGAAAUAAGAACUGUUGCUGGCUAUAUCAAUUAUAAACUUUGCAAAUUGCUUUUUACACUAAAUCUGGCCAGAGAUGCAAUUGCACAACUUAAAUCACACAUUGAAAGAUACAUAAAUAAAAUAGGACCAACUGAAUUGCUUUUUGAACACUAUGCUUGGAUUGCUAGACAGUACAGUGCAUUUGGGGAAUUGUUUGAUGAAGCCAUUAGAGUUGGACUACCUGGCAUCCAGUCCCAACAUCCCGGAUUCUAUUACCAACAUGCUGCACAGUUCACAGCUAAGAGGCGGCAGGUGAUGAGGUCGGUUUGUGGUGAAGCCUUACAAUAUCCACCGCCUCCCGAUCCUAUUGAAGGUAUUGUUGAAUACUAUGGACAGAGACCUUGGAGACCUGGGAGACUCAGUGCUGAUCCUCACGACCCCCAAAAGGAGCAAGCUGCAAUUCUAGCGUUGCAAUACAAUGAGAGAGUUUUCAAUCACUCUGCUAUGAUAAUUAGCUUUUUAGGUAGUGCAAUUUCUCAAUUCAAGACAUUCCACUCACCCAGGAUGAGAAAACAGCUUGUGGUUGAAAUGGCAAAUGAAUAUUACUACUGUGCAGAUUAUGGCAAAGCUUUGACACUACUCAGCCAUAUGCUUUGGGAUUAUAGGAAAGAGAAGUGGUGGUUUCUGGCAUCCUAUGUCCUUAAUAGAGCCUUACAGUGUGCCUACUUAUCUGCAAAGAUACAAGAUUACAUCCACCUUUCUAUAGAGGCACUGUCAAAAAACAUUCAAGUGCCAAAUAAUGAUAAGGAGAGAAUUUUCAAGAACAUUAAGUCAGUGCUUAAUUUAGACAUUCCAACACCAGAACCUGACAUACCGGCCUCUUCACAAGGUAAAGCUUUGGAAAUGUGGGGUAUGGCCAUUGAUAAGGAGCCAUAUGUAGUUGUUGUAGACAUGGAUACCAUAGCAAGUUUCCUUGAAGUCAAAACUAAAUUUAGGCAGCUUAAAUACAGAAUGGAUGAAUUAAUUGAGGUUGAAUUAUUUGUGAGACUUACGUAUGAAACAGUGCUAGAAAUUAAAUUAGCCGUUUUAACAGUCAGCACAAAAACUGAAACCAUUGAAAUACCUAUCACUGACAAUGAAAGUUCAAACAUUACAUUGAAAGGCCGCAGUGUUAAGAAAUUUUUGUGUAAAUUUAAAUCAAACCCUCUUGAUAAUGGGUCAGAGUUGAGUAUAAAAAACGUAUCAUUUGUUCUAGAUUCUAAUAGGAAAAGGAAGAUUGUUAUGAAUUUCAAAAUAGAAGAUAAUAAAAGUUUACCUACUAUUCAUCCUGAGUUACUACAUUUCAUACUUAGUCCUAAAAGUGAUUAUGAAUUUGACUGUAUCGUGCCUUUAACUACAACAGCUAUAAUAAGCAGAGAGUGUAGAUUGUCUAUAGGAAUUGAUAAUGCAGUGCCCGCUCUCCAGGGAGAAUGGUUUCCAACAACCUUCACAAUAACCAAUAAUGAGGAUAGUCUGGUUUAUGACAUGACAAUAGUUCUGUCUCUUUUAAGCUCUCCCGAUAACACUAACCCUGAGGCAGUAACAGAAUUAAGCUUUAAGCGAGGUGAACCACAGCCUCAACCUCUUAAAAUAUGUAUAGGUGAUGUAAAUAAAGUGACCACAUACUCAAAUACAUUCUAUUUAAAGACUAACAGAACUGCCACAGCGACAGUUCAAAUAAAAAUUUCAUAUAACAUAGACCUGAAUGAUACUCCAAAACUUGAAUGUAUAAAAGAUUUUACCACAAAAAUUCCAGUGAUCAAGCCAUUUGAAGUGACCACUAAUUUUGUUGCGAUGAAUUUUAAGGCAGUUGCCAAGUGCUUUGUAGAUGACCCAUUCAUAGUAAUGCCUCAAAUAAAAAUUUUAAGUCCAUGGGAAUUGCUCAUUUUAGACACCGAAUUAGAAACAGUAGACUGUUUUAGAUAUGCUGAUGAUAGAAAGCCACCAUCUUGUAUAAGUAAUCUACAGGUAGGAGAAAAGAAUGUUGCUUCAGAUGCCAUCUGUAUACAGGCCAAGUACAAACCCAAAGAUCCUCCCACGAGAGUUGGCUUGUAUAAUAUAAAGUGGCGUAGAAAAAGUAAUACUGAUGGCCACUUUGUUAUGAGCAGCACGGCUUUAUCUGGAAUUACAAUAGAUGAAUGUCCAAUUUCAAUUGAAGUUAACUACCCUGAAGUGGUAGAUUUACAAACAUCGGUUCCUUUAAAAUGUACAUUAAUCGGAAACACAAACACACCUAUAAGAUUAAGUUUGUCAGUGGAAGGAUCAGAUGCUUACAUGUUUGCUGGUUAUAAAAAGUUUUCUGUUACCGUCCCUCCUAAGGAUAAAGUGGAACUAUGUUACAACAUUCACCCCUUAGUAGCGGGAAAUACUGUACCUCCCAGAAUUAAAGCUACAAUACUGGGUGAUAACUCUAGACAAGAAGUUAUCACGGAAAUGUUUGAUAAAAUCUUUCCACAAAAUAUAUUUGUUAUGCCUAAAUACAAUAAAUGAAUUGUGCUAUAUUGUUGAUCGUUCAGGUUGAUAUUUGUAAAUAGUUAUGAACAAAUAUGUAAUUAUAUUGUAGUUACCCUGUAAUUAUUCUUAGAAUAAAUUCAGUUAAUUGUUUUUAUGUAUUUUUUUUUUGUUAACAGAAGAUAUUAAAGUUCUUAUUGAAAAUGAAA
Messenger RNA from Melitaea cinxia (Glanville fritillary), 3520 nucleotides. RefSeq names its product trafficking protein particle complex subunit 11 (gene gry). Lineage: Eukaryota; Metazoa; Arthropoda; Insecta; Lepidoptera; Nymphalidae. The transcript has a single exon. Bases 39 to 3350 code for a protein of 1103 amino acids. Gene Ontology annotation, cellular component: cytoplasm. The record is from RefSeq and is a predicted model, not a curated record.